Molecule: messenger RNA, 1177 nt
Organism: Notothenia coriiceps (black rockcod)
Lineage: Eukaryota; Metazoa; Chordata; Actinopteri; Perciformes; Nototheniidae
Product: cyclic AMP-dependent transcription factor ATF-4-like
Exons: 1
Coding region: 16-828 (270 amino acids)
Biological process (GO): regulation of transcription by RNA polymerase II
Cellular component (GO): ATF4-CREB1 transcription factor complex; ATF1-ATF4 transcription factor complex; nucleus
Molecular function (GO): RNA polymerase II transcription regulatory region sequence-specific DNA binding; DNA-binding transcription activator activity, RNA polymerase II-specific
Source: RefSeq, a predicted model, not a curated record
CUAACACAUAUAUCAAUGUGGUUCUGUGUAUAUAAACUAAAGGACUCUCUCCUCUCGGUAGACGAUGCGUUCGCUGGCAUGGACUGGAUGUCGGAGAAAAUCGACCUGAGUGAUUUGGACCUGGAGUCUCUGAUUGGUUCUGACGACUCCCCCGAGGAGCUGCUGGCCUCCCUGGACCCCCACCUGGACCUGGAUCUGGACACCUUCCACUCCUCCCUCCCUCUGCCUCUGGAUCUCCCCCUGGAGGAGGAGGUGGUGCUGAAAUCCGAGCCCCCCUCCUCUGCUUUCCCCCUGGACCUGGCGAGUGAAGUGGACGUCCUGGAUGUCCUCUCCUCCCCCGUUGUACUCCCCUCUCCUCCCCCCUCAGGCCACAUAUUGGUAGUGAACGCUCUCCCCGAUCAGCCAAUCAAAACCUCUCCUCCAUCCAGCGACUGUGAGAGCGACUCAGGCAUCGAGUCCUUCACCGACUCCCCCCCUCGCCUCCUUUCUUCUCCUCCAACUCCAACGCUUCCCUCUUCCUCCAGGACCAAGCCGUACUCUAAAAAACCCUCCUCUUCCUCCAUCUCCAUCAAAAUGAAGUCGGUGUCCGGCGCUCCCAAGGUGGUGGAGAAGAAGCUGAAGAAGAUGGAGCAGAACAAGACGGCGGCCACUCGUUACCGGCAGAAGAAGCGGGUGGAGCAGGACCUUGUGAGCGAGGAGUGCGAGGAGCUGAUGAAGAAGAACGAAGCUCUGGAGGAGCGAGCGGAGGCCAUCAGCCGGGAGAUCAAGUACCUGACGGAGCUGAUGGAGGAGGUCCGCCGGCGCCGCAACAAGAGCAAGGCUCCGUGAAGAGGGGCCAUCGCUACAACCAAAGGGUUCCUCAGGAGAUCCAGUCGGGGGAAGGUCCCUCAGCCCCCACAAUGCACCUCUGUACUAACAGUUUGUCGUUCCCUCACUUCAGUGAACCCCCGUCUCAAGAGCUUCAAGUCCAGAAAGGGCCUCGACACCUCCACGAGUCCCUGAUGUUAAACUGCGUGUGUGUGUGUGUGUGUGUGUAUAUAGUGUUUCCUCCUAUGCUGCAGAUAUAGAAGCUCCUGUUGUUGAUCGCAGGGUAAUCCUGAUCGUAGCCCUCCGUGCUGCUGAUCGCCUUGUAAAAAUGCUUUGCUCCUCUUUUCUAAUAAAUAUCUUUCAGUGCUCA